GUAGAGCGAGCAACAACCAGAGAUUGAGGAAAACGAAACAUAAACAUUAUCCAGACAGAAACGAUGUUUCUUCGAAUUUAGAUCGGUUCAGCAUUAUUUGUAACUUCGAGAGGAAAAGGGCAUUUUCGACAGGUGGCCAGAUGGACAUAUUUGUGUAAAUGCCUUGAGGAUGGACUGUGAGGCCAUUGUCAAGCAUUUGGAGAGCUCAGAAGACCUCCAGAAGCCCACUGAUGAAGAGUCAUGUGAGGAGGAAAUGGACACUUCAGAGGCAAAGUGGCGCUGGUUCUACCUUGCCGAGUGUGGCGUCUGGCAUAUGUUUGAAGAAGUUCCCAGCACAGGUUGCUCUGUCACCAAUGAACAAAUUGAACAAAACUACAUCAAGAAUCAGCAUGCUACAGUGGACUUCUAUACUGCUAAAUAUACCUAUAAAUUAGACUUUUCUGCUAUGAAACAAGUCAAUGUGACUACUGGAAAAGAAAGGCCAAUCAAAAGGGCAUUGCAUUCAGCUACUGACUUUAGAUUUAUCUGUGAUAACCCAGCCCUUCCUGUUCCCAGUCACUGGGAAAAAAUUAAUACAGAGGAACCCUAUCAGCUCAUUGCUUUAUGCAGAGAUACGUUUGAGUACAAAGAAGUAGCUCGGUUAUAUGAGAGAACCAUGAGCCAGCCCAUCAGAUCCAUUCAAAGAGUACAGAACCUGGACCUGUGGGAAUUUUUCUGCAGGAAAAAGGCCCAGUUGAGAAAGAUAAAACAUGUUGUAGAUGUUGAAGAAAAGAUGCUUUUUCAUGGAACUGGUCACAGUAACAUACAGGCCAUAUGCACAUACAACUUCGAUUGGCGUCUCACAGGAAGCCACGGUGACGUCUAUGGCAAAGGAAGCUAUUUUGCACGCGACGCAAGGUAUUCCAGCAAGUUCUGUCAUUCGACUAGCAAGCACAACUUUAUCCUACAGAAACACGGUCUAGCGCCCCCUGUUUUCCAGAGUGACCCACCGUACAAGUGUAUGUUCCUGGCACGGGUUAUAGUUGGGGAAUAUACAUUGGGUCACCCCCAGUACUGCAGACCACCUUCUAAAGACAUGAGCAUUGCCAACUUUUUCGACAGCUGUGUGGAUGACAUGAUGAGCCCGAAAAUCUUUGUUAUAUUCGACAGCAACCAGAUCUAUCCGGAAUACCUGAUUGAGUUUUACUGACAUCAGAGACCAAAAGAAAAUCUCAUUCUGAUGGAUGUAUUGCUCCGUGUGGAGUUGUACAGCAGAGUACUGUAACCCUGCUAAUGUCUGGUUACUGCAAAAGUGCCUUUGGUUAAAAAACAAAACAAAACAAAACAAUGAACGGACAAUUUACUGUGUCUAGGGGGCAGAGUUAAAACAUAUUUAUAGUUUACAUAAUCAAUUUUAUGUUGUUGUUGUUUUUUUCUUUUUCUUUUUUUCUAACAUUUAUUCAAAUGUUUUAUCCAACUGAUUAAGACAUUGAUUUAUGAUAUGAAAAGUCCAUAUGAAAUUUCAUUCAUAUGAAAAUUAAUGAAUGAAGAACCCCUAUUUUAUAUAUAUAUAUACUUUCUUUCAUUUGUAAUUUCAUUGCUUGAAAUAUUGCAUCAUCUUUACAUUUUUUAUUUAAUUCUUUUAAAUGCCCAGAAAUCCUGCCUUGUGGAAAAAAAAAAGUAUUUCCAUGAAUACUAGAUACCGUGAGUUAUGUAUAUCAAAUUUAGACAUGUAACAUCUUUUAUUAUUAGUAGUAUUAUUUUUCAUAGCCUACCUCUUCAUAAUUCUACCUCAUAAUAUAUUUUGAAAAGGAAAACAAAAAAAACAAAAAGACAACUCUGAUUGCCAGAAGUUUUUAAAUGUUCGUAAUGGAAUAUGUUUGAAAUGGAAAUUGGAUUAUGUCUUUAAACUGUGAUUAAAUGAACGUAGCAGAUCUUUUAUUCCAUGUUGUGACGUGUAUCUGAGUAAAGCGGAUUAUUGGAAAAGAAAAAAAUAAAACUGGGUGGGUCUAGGUUCUAUACAUUGGUUGCUGAUUGGAUGGAGG
This is a messenger RNA of Labeo rohita (rohu), 2024 nucleotides long. Its product is annotated as protein mono-ADP-ribosyltransferase PARP11-like. The record is from RefSeq and is a predicted model, not a curated record. Bases 170 to 1189 code for a protein of 339 amino acids. NCBI's taxonomy places the organism in Eukaryota, Metazoa, Chordata, Actinopteri, Cypriniformes, Cyprinidae. The transcript has 8 exons. Gene Ontology annotation, molecular function: NAD+ poly-ADP-ribosyltransferase activity.